AUGGUACGGGAGCUUACCGAACCUGGGGCAAUCGAUAUCCGGGAUAGCGAAUCCACAGUGUCAGCUCGCGACUACCUCAUCCGUACGAGGCAGGCUCCUGACAUCGAGGUCGAGGAGGUGGAGGAGGGAUGGACUACUCCAGUCCGCGAGUCAGGUGGGGAAGAAGAGGAAGCGGAAGGGAGCGGGACGGACUCGGUUGACGACUCCCAACUGAACGAGCCUUUCUCAUGCGAAGACUCAGUCUCGAGAGUCGUCAAAUCUGACUUCACCACUUUUGUGAGGUUAAAUCUGUUGCGGCUUGCGUUUCAAAGUCCCAAACCCUCUCAGAGAGCGCAUCUUCCGUUCACCAACCCUGCGAUCAUCCCCACGGAGGACGUGGUCAUCUCAAUACCCAUUCUUCGAUGUGGUGUAACCGUCCCAUUUCAUCCUUUCGUCGCAGCCAUUCUUAGACGCUAUGACGUAUCGCCUUUUCAGCUAACACCCAACAGUUAUCGCACUGUUCUAGCCUUCUAUGCGAUGUACAUGGAGUACGCCCAUAGAGCUCCGUCAGUAGAGGAAUUUAGUUAUUUUUAUGACAUAAAGAGCGUGGGCCUUCAUAACGGCUUCUUUUGCUUUAGUAAAUGGGCGACUUCUGAAAUCAACGGGGUUGAGGGGAUGGUUUCGAAUAUGGGUGAUUGGAAGUCAAAAUGGUUCUAUGUUUUUAAGGUUCCUGGGAUCAGAACCGACUUUAAUCGCAGACCCAAUAGACCAGCUCGACCAACGCUUAACGCUCAUAAAAAGGGGGUAGCUGAAAUUCUCGGGAGUCUUCCGGUACAAGAUCGCGACUGGCGAUUGCUGUGUACGACUGCCAAAUUGCGAGAACACAAACUGAUCCCUGAGAACGCGAGUCUUCAACGGGAGCCAGUAUAUAAAGAACCAUCUGAGAGACAGCAGGAGCGGAUAGAUAAACGGCUUUCCAAACAAACUCCUCGAGAAACUUCAGACAUGACUUUCCUGAAGUCUGCCCCUGUCCUGAAGAUCAAGCAAAAGGGUGGGACACCGGCAUCUUCACCAGUCGUCGCACAGAAGAGGAAGAGCGAUGUGAUGACUUCGCUCGCUGCAGAUUCCUCCAAGAAGUUGGCCAAGACCGCUCAGGAUAAGGGGAAGAAGGUUGUCAUUGAUUCUCCGGUUCGUCCUCGCGACUUCCUGGCUAUGCAGGAAAAAUUACUGGCCGAGAUUCCUUAUGAGGAACUUGUUUCUCGAUCAACUGAACUGGCCGCACAAUCUGUGGCUUUGUUUAUGAAAGCCGUGGCCACGCCUUCGAAGGAAAUUGACUCGCUGAAGAGGCAGAAUGCCCAUUUUCAGGAAAACAUAAAGAGGCUGAAGCAGGAGGUGGCCAAGAUGGAGGAACUUCACAAGGAGCUCGAGGAAGCCAACAGGGCCAAAGAACAGUUGGAGCUCGAGCUCAAGAAGUCGCAGGACACGAUCGCUGAGAUGGCUCGCGACUUAGAGGCUGAGAGAGAGAGUGGGAAAAAACAGUAUGAUCAGGCUGUGUCUGAUUACAUUUAUACUACUCUCUCUAAGGUCCCUGACUUCGACUUCUCGCUGCUUGGAGAUGAAGCUGCUGAAAUGGCUGAAGCCUUUCGCUCGAUGUCUCCUACCCGGACUCAAGGCAACCUUCCAGAUGAAAUCGAGGGAGCGCAGGCUGAGGAGGUCGAGAAUGAAGUUGUGAGCAAGAUCGUGGAUGAGGCUGCUCCUGAUGAGACUACUCCCGCUGCUUGAUUAUUUUCUAUCUUAGUUUCACUUUUGUUUUGCUGCUUUACUUAUUUUUUUUUUAUAUAUGCGGUACGCGGGUACUCGCACUUUUGUACUUAAAGAAUUUCCUCUUACUUUUUGGACAAAUUUCUAUCCUCGCGGGGAUAGUAUGCAUUUUAAUAUUUACGCAGUACAUGGGUACUUGCGAUUUUAUUUUCAA
Messenger RNA from Cannabis sativa, 1954 nucleotides. RefSeq lists its product as uncharacterized. The transcript has 3 exons. The coding region runs from base 1 to 1761 and encodes 586 amino acids. The record is from RefSeq and is a predicted model, not a curated record. NCBI's taxonomy places the organism in Eukaryota, Viridiplantae, Streptophyta, Magnoliopsida, Rosales, Cannabaceae.